Blepharisma stoltei is the source of this 1302-nucleotide messenger RNA. Lineage: Eukaryota; Ciliophora; Heterotrichea; Heterotrichida; Blepharismidae. The record is from the annotation of a GenBank genome assembly.
AUGAUGGUUCCGAACGAUAAAACAUUAGAGCUUCUUUUCAGCUACAAUAAAAUAGUUAAAGAUCUUAUUCAAAAAUCAACUGUUGAGGAUCCAAUGUUUCAGAGGCGCACCAUCUGCAAACGAUACAUAAUCGAUAUUCCGAAAUGGAGUGUUGAGUAUUCGGAUCUGACAUCUCAAGUAGAUUCAAUCAAGACCUUAUAUCCAGCAUUUUUUGUGCAAGAUAAUGACUCUGUAAUGAAUUUAGACUUGCUUCAAGAGCAAAAUGUAGUUCAUGUUCUCCUUUACUCCGCAGUCAUGCUUCAAUGGUCUUCUUUGAACCCGGCAGUCUUUUUUUCGGUUGAUGAUUUAAACAAUGGUACUGCUUUUGAUUCAUUUGCAAUAGAUAAAAUGAAGUUUAAUUUAGACAUGCUCUCAGAUUAUAAAUGUAUUGAUUUUUUGACAAAUCAAAAUAUCGAUAAUGAAAUUAAAACACUCACAAGAACUUUAGCACUCUAUUUCUAUAUCAGGGCGCAUGGUGGAAGCAUUACACUCGAUUUAGAUUUAUUAAAAGGCAAAGAGUACGAAUGAAAAAUAUGUAAGAUUUUUCAAAAGAAUGGGGAAUUAGAAGGGUUUUUAAGAAAUAUUUAUCACGCAAGCAUUUGCAAGGAAGUGUAUAGAAAAAUUAUACGUGCUGACGAUGAAAGUGAUUUCGAAGCUAAACUUGCAGAACUCUUUAAUUAUGUGAUAGAGAAUUCAUAUUAUGCUAACCUUCCACAAGGUCUGUAUGGGCUCACAGCAAUUGGCCACAAAAUAUUCAUAUCAUGCGAAUACACUCCAGAAAAAGAAGAAGAAAAAGUGAAAGAAACAGAAGAAAAGAAAAAAGAAGAGGAAGAGAAACCAAAGGAUUCAUAUAACAAAUCAUAUCAAUUUGGAUUUGGACCUACACUGAUAAUACUUUUGCACGAAAUUGCACACCUUUCUUCUAGAUUUUGGGAGCAGCAAACUUCUUACUUUAGAAUAACACCCAGAGAUUGCAAAAGCCCAUCAGAUCCUGAAAGAUCUUAUGGAGAAAUAGGAAACUAUUUAGAGACACAGCUAUUUGGUGACAGGCUGCAAGCUCUUUAUUUUGGAGGGGAAGAGAUUUUAUUAAAUAUUGAAAACUGAAACUUGCCAAUUGGUGAGUUUCAGGCUGAAUUCUUAAAUAUGCAAGAAUAUUGCAAAGCAAGGGGUGGCAAAGCAUGCAUCCUUUCAAGAGGGAAUGGAAUAGCCAACUGUGUUAAAUUCGGGAGAUGUGGGAUGUCUUAUUGGACUUCACGUUCAUAA